Messenger RNA from Perkinsus marinus ATCC 50983, 1473 nucleotides. RefSeq names its product gag/pol/env polyprotein, putative. Lineage: Eukaryota; Perkinsozoa; Perkinsida; Perkinsidae. The record is from RefSeq and is a predicted model, not a curated record. Gene Ontology annotation, biological process: DNA integration. Gene Ontology annotation, molecular function: nucleic acid binding. The transcript has 2 exons. Bases 1 to 1473 code for a protein of 490 amino acids.
AUGAUUGGAAACAUUUCUACUAUGCAUACUAAAUCGGGUAUGGAUCAUCUGGUUCCGAGCCACAUAGAACUAGACGUGUCGGGAACAGGGGCUAUAGGCGUCGUUCGUAUCGUGGGUAUAGACGUCGACUCGGUGGACGAUGUGAAGACUACACCUCGACAUCAAGUGGUGAUCCACAACGACGAGUUGAAGAAGAAAUUGAUCGCUAAAGCGCAUGCAGUGGGACACCGCGGACGAGUCGGUACAUUGAAGCUGCUCAAGCAACGCUACUUCUGGCAUGGUAUCGCUCGUGAUUGCCGACGCUAUGUAGAUGCCUGUGAACGGUGCCAGUUUGCUCGAGCUGAUCGUGUACAACGUCAGUCCAUGGGAUCUAUUCCUUGGCCUGGUGCUAUUGGCUGUCUCCGUGUAUGUGCUGUUGACAUGACCGGUCCCUACCGAGUAUGUAGCGGAGCCAGUGGCUCCACAUCCGCGAAUCCUUCAAGUGAAGACCCCGACGGUCAGAACUACGGGCUGGUUGUGAUAGAUAUGGCUACCAACUACUUACGGGCCACUACAUGCAAAUCUAAGUUAGCUUCUGAGGUUAUCCGAAAGCUUGAGGUCUUGUUCCACAGCUCUGACUGGCCACAAAUACUGUUGGUUGCUCAAGAUUCCUCACUCGUCAGUUCGGCAUUCAGAUACUUCUGCGAUCGCCACUCGAUCUGCUUAAAAGUGUUGCCAAGAGAUUCUCCUGCUUUGGCUGGUGCUUCUGAACGUCCACACAAGGAUCUACAUGCGUACAUCAACAAAUGUGUCCAGUUCGACGAUCCUGAUAACGCCGACUUUACUAGUUGGACGAUCCCCUUCUACCGAGCUAUACGAGCGUGGAAUAUCACCCCGUUCACGACUGAUGACGACUUGUCCCCUCAUGCCUUGUGUUGGUACACUAACCCGAGGAUCCCCGAGUUGGAUCCCAGAGAAGACGACCUCCUGGGCGAGAACUACCACGAGAAUCUUCCACCGGAGGCUCCUCUAUUCGACGAUUCGAAUGAGCUCAUUAAUGAGAUGAAGGCUAGACAAGUCACCAAGUGGAAGCGUUGGACCUCUAUCUGGUGUGAUCUACGUGAGAAAGUUCGUAUGGCUACAUUAUCUAGGAGACGAUUAUUCGAUCUUCGUCCUGGUCAGAAGGUCCUACUCUGGACAAGGAAGCCCGGAAAGUUCAUUGGUUGGAGCUGGGAGGGUCCCUACCCGGUUGUUGAGACACGCGGAAGUGUCACAACUAUUCGUCGCAACGAUGUAGAUUUCAAGGCUGCAACUACUAACCUGAAGCCCUUCCACGAGUAUGAUGAUGGCGAUGAUGGUGUAUGUCCUGACGAUGUCGUGGAAGAGCCCCCUCAACCUGAUGCAAACGAUAGUCCUGGAACUGACUCUCCACAGAUUACUACAAGUCCUACAAAUGCUCCUACUGGUGAUAUAGAGGAGCAUACCUCCCAAUGA